AUGAAACUAGAAACAACGUUACCUAAGUCAGUAACGGACUGGCACGUUGACACACGUGGAGGUCGAAAACGGCCAAGUACAAAUAAAACACAACGAGCGGAAAACGCGCGUAUACAAAUCGGCGUGUCGACGGACAGAUCCGGACACAACAUCAACGACAAAAGGCGGCGCGGGUACGAAAAACGACAAUUCGACCUGCCAAGCACGGACGUGCGGAGAGAACAAAUUGACGAUCGUAGCCCGCGGCUGGCAGCGCGAUCACGUGUGGGUGAGAGGGACGGGGUUCAUCGUCGCGAAUGUUCGACACCCGACGCGACGCCCCGCGGAGCAAAAGCACCGUUGCACAAACAUUAA
Molecule: messenger RNA, 354 nt
Organism: Macrosiphum euphorbiae (potato aphid)
Lineage: Eukaryota; Metazoa; Arthropoda; Insecta; Hemiptera; Aphididae
Source: the annotation of a GenBank genome assembly